Messenger RNA from Egretta garzetta (little egret), 2308 nucleotides. RefSeq names its product cyclin E2 (gene CCNE2). Lineage: Eukaryota; Metazoa; Chordata; Aves; Pelecaniformes; Ardeidae. Gene Ontology annotation, biological process: G1/S transition of mitotic cell cycle; regulation of cyclin-dependent protein serine/threonine kinase activity. Gene Ontology annotation, molecular function: cyclin-dependent protein serine/threonine kinase regulator activity. Gene Ontology annotation, cellular component: cytoplasm; cyclin E2-CDK2 complex; nucleus. Bases 157 to 1419 code for a protein of 420 amino acids. The record is from RefSeq and is a predicted model, not a curated record. The transcript is spliced from 11 exons.
UGCCUGUGACUAUGUACCACAGAUGUUCUCUGCUCCAGUAAAAUACUUGUGCCCUUCUAUUUCGGUUGUGUAAACCGUGCUGCUCUUUGUGGCGUGUCUUGUGACGCAAAGUACGGAACUUGGUCCUAACCUCUUGAGGAUACAUUAACUGAGCCUAUGUUAUUCCUUUGGUCCAGGUGGAGAUCUUACAACGCAAAGAAGAUGUCAAGACGCAGUAGCCGGUUGCAAGCCAAGCAGCAGCAGCAGCCCCUGUCAUGUCAAGAAGAGUCUCCACAAGAACUGCAGGCACCAGAACAUCUCCAGACCAGAAAAAGGAGAACAGCAGAGGAGGUUAAGAAAAAAGAAGAUGGGAAAAUUGCUAAAAAACAUCAAUACGAGAUUAAGAGUUGUUGGCCGCCCACGAUAACAGGAGGCAUCUCGCCUUGUAUAAUUAUUGAAACGCCUCACAAAGAAUCAGUAACCACUGACUUCUCGAGAUUCAAAAAAUACAGGUUCAGAAACCUCUUCAUAAAUCCAUCACCUUUGCCAGAACUCAACUGGGGAAAUUCCAAAGAUGUCUGGCUCAACAUCCUGAAGAAGGAGAACAGAUACGCUCAUUGCAAGCAUUUCACAUCACUACAUUCUAGUUUGCAACCUCACAUGAGAUCGAUACUGUUAGACUGGCUCUUAGAGGUAUGUGAGGUGUAUGCACUCCACAGGGAAACCUUCUACCUAGCUCAAGACUUUUUUGAUAGAUUCAUGUUGACGCAAAAGAACAUUAACAAGAGCAUGCUUCAGCUUAUAGGAAUUACCUCGUUAUUCAUUGCCUCCAAACUUGAGGAAAUCUACGCUCCCAAAAUACAGGAAUUUGCUUACGUCACUGAUGGUGCUUGCAGUGAAGACGACAUUGUAAGAAUGGAACUUAUUAUGUUAAAGGCUUUAAAAUGGGAGCUGUGUCCGGUGACGAUUGUCUCUUGGCUGAACCUCUAUCUUCAAGUGGAUGCUCUGAAGGAUGUUCCGGAAGUGCUGCUACCUCAGUAUUCUCAGGAAAAAUUCAUUCAGAUAGCACAGCUCUUGGACCUGUGUAUUCUGGAUGUGAAUUCUUUGGACUUCCAGUACAGAACACUAGCUGCUGCGGCGCUCUGCCACUAUACCUCAGUUGAAGUAGUUAAGAAAGCUUCAGGCUUAGACUGGGACAGCAUUUCAGAGUGCGUCGAAUGGAUGGGUCCCUUUGUGAGCGUGGCAAAAAAAGUCCCUGCGAAGCUGAAGAACUUUAAGAAGGUGGCAGUAGAAGACCGGCACAAUAUCCAAACACACACAAAUUAUUUGGACAUGCUGGAAGAAGUUAACAGUGGAGUCGCAUCUGCUGCCCCAGGUCAGUUAUCGCCCGUGUCAACAGGAGGAAUAAUAACCCCUCCCAAAAGCACAGAGAAGAAGUGAAGUAUGGACACCCACCAUCACUCACCAUUUCAGGAAAACAGGACUGCAAGGCCAUGCUAAAGGUGACUCCCGCUCUUUACUGCUCCUCGAGCCUUGGGCCGUAAGAGGCGCAUCAAACAGGGCAGCAGAUGGACAUUGAGACCUGUGUCCUACAGACUUGAUCCAAUAUUUAGACCCAGUAUCCCUCUAUGCUAUCACAGGAGCCUGGACUAAUUUAGUCCCUUCUCAGACGUGAUGUCGUUCAACUCUGGUCAUUCCUAACUUAUGAAUUUCAGGAACUCUUUAAAAAUGGCUGAGUGGCAGAGUUUGCCCACUCAGCUUUGACACAUCAAGCUUGCCUCAGCUUGGGCUAGCCCUGCAGGAGAACUUAGCCGCGGCUUGUACCUAUUACCUCUUCUUGCCUUGGGGGUGUGUUUUUGCUGUUCUGGGUAAGGUCAGCAGGUAAGCAGCUUACUCUUCUGAAACCACUGCCCUUGCAUUACCCUGUAGCCAGCUCCACAGCAGGCUGAUGAAUUUAAGGGGCCCUUCAGUUCCGGUGUAGCGCUGACCUCAGGUAAGAGUACAAGCGAAGAGCGUGCUGCCAAAGUAACCUCUGCUGGAAGAAGUGCAGUCCCGGGAGGAAGGCGUUCUGUUGAGCAAGAGCCAGCCACCCACUCUCAACAAGAACGAACCUACCAAGAACUGGAGAGGGUAUGGGAAAAAGGGAGCCGCUGGUACUCUACAACCACUUGUGUCCUAGGAACAGUAUUUGAAACUAACUGUGGAGCUGUAUUUUAUCAGUGUUUAUGAACAGCAUUAACUACUGUGUUUUCCUUGGAAUAUUCACUACCUCUGCCUAUGAGGUGCUUCACUUCUGUGACAAAGGGACAGUACUGGGAAAGAUGGGUAC